GAGCUCUUUGCAGAGUUUGGGACCUUGAAGAAGGCAGCUGUGCACUAUGACAGGUCUGGCCGCAGCCUAGGGACGGCAGACGUGCAUUUCGAGAGGAAGGCUGAUGCACUGAAGGCCAUGAAGCAGUACAACGGGGUGCCCUUGGACGGCCGCCCCAUGAACAUCCAGCUGGUCACGUCACAGAUCGACACGCAGCGGAGACCAGCACAGAGUGUAAACAGAGGUGGCAUGACCAGGAACCGCGGGGUCUUGGGGGGAUUUGGAGGUGGAGGCAACAGGCGAGGGACUCGUGGCGGGAACAGAGGGAGAGGCAGAGGAGCUGGAAGAACUUCCAAACAGCAGCUCUCUGCAGAAGAACUAGAUGCACAGCUGGAUGCUUACAAUGCCAGGAUGGACACCAGCUAAAGCGGCAGCAGUGGGCCAGGGAAGGACUCCAAUCUUGCUCCACACUCCCGGCAGGGGCUGCGGCUGUGGCUACUACUACCGAGGAUGGGAUUUGUUUUACUUUUACGUUCUGGGAUAGGUUUUAACUCCUGUAAAGGUUUUUUUUAAUUCUCAGCAGACCUGUUUUGUACCGAGUUAUUUUUGGGAUAAAUUUUUCUGGUUGCCUGUUGGGCCAAGGUGGCUUUUUCACCUUUGCCGUAAUAAAAUAGAACCAUGUCUAGA
This is a messenger RNA of Zonotrichia albicollis (white-throated sparrow), 666 nucleotides long. NCBI's taxonomy places the organism in Eukaryota, Metazoa, Chordata, Aves, Passeriformes, Passerellidae. The record is from RefSeq and is a predicted model, not a curated record.